CCAUCACCUAUCUCAGUCGUCCAAUCGGUCGUCAUCCUGAAGCUAUCCCACCAGAGCCCAACGACACUACUUACAAAUGCUAAGGAUUUCUCCGAUCGUAGAACCGAACCGCCUUCACACCUCUCCGCAUUGGUGCGCCCUCCUUUCAAGAUGAGUUCCCGCUCAUUCUCCCAUCUUGCGUUUCCAUCCUUCUCAUGCAUCAGUCCAAUUCUGCAGACCCCUCAUCAUGGCAUAUCCACCAUCUCAACAGCCAGACUCAAUUGAUCAAGUUAUCCAGAGUGGACAGUCUCUUCAGCCUGUAAAUGCACAAGACAACAAGACUCACUCAAAUAUUAGUCUUAACAGGACAUCACCUCUACCCCCACUUCCCCAGAGUUCAGGAAGUCCGAGAAGAGAGAACGGCAUGAGACCAACUUCUCAUUCAUCCUAUGACGAUCAGCGCGCGGGGUCUUCUGGCCGUGGGGCGGAGAGAGAAAGUCCCAAGAAGAAAUCAAUGAGACAGAGUGAUGGAAGCAGCAGGAGCGGACAGACUGCGGUGGUGACUGCGCCUGGUCGUGACAAUAUGGCGGAUUUCUUUAGCUGGGAAGUCUUCCAAAUUGUCCUUCACAAUCCUACUACAGCACACCGAUUUCUUCGCUUUUGUCAGAGUAGAGCGUGCGGGGAGAAUAUGGAAUUUUUGCAGCAGAUUGACAAGUACAAUCGUCUCCUCGACGAAGUUACUCAGACCCUGGCUUCGAUACACAACACAUAUACCUCGCCCGAAGCCCCACGUCAAGUCAAUAUCUCGCAUCACCUCAUCAAACGCGUCUCUGCAGAUAUCCGACAAAGUACCCAGUUCACCCUACCCACGUUGGACUCGAUAUUUAUCAACGCACAAGAACACGUUGAGAAAUUGCUAGCAAGCGACAUAUACCCACGAUUCGUCAAACAUCAAGUCACGGCACAGGCUACAAUGGCAUUGGCAGAUCAUAGAGAAAGAUUUCAAGGACUAGGAGACUGCUUCUGCUUGACCGAUCCAACCAUUGCCGAUAACCCAAUCACAUUCGCAUCGGAUGGUUUUGUUUCGGUUACUGGCUACACGAGGAAGGAUAUCAUACCUCGGAACUGCAGGUUCCUACAAGGAGAGCAGACGGAUUCUCAAUCUACAAAACGAUUACGUGCUUCGAUCGAUAGCUGCGAGGAGACGGUAGAACUCCUGCUCAACUAUCGCAAGAACGGGGAUCCGUUCUGGAAUCUGCUUUAUGUCUCUCCGUUACUAAAUGAGCGUGGAGAAGUUUCGUUUUUCUUGGGCGGACAAAUCAACUGCUCAACGACAAUACAUUCUUGCACAGAUGUGCUUCGAGUACUAAGCGUCAAUGAUGAUGAACUGGACAAGUUGGAUGAAAUGGCAAGGAACAAACCGCCAAGUGUCCGGAGCCAGCCGUCGAAUUAUGGUCCCAAGCCAAGAAGUGCAUUCUUCAAGAGUUGGAGGAAAUACAAUGCAUCCUCCCUCCCAACCUCGAGUAAAGUCCGAGUGAGAGAAGAAGCAGGAAUGGAACAAGAACUAAUCAAGCGAGUCGGGAAACUAAGUUUUAGGACUCAAGUCGAAGCUUUCUAUACCGCUUAUUCCAAGUACGUAAUAAUGACCUGGAACCCUCAAACGCAAGGCCUCUCAAUCCAGCACUACUCCCCAGGCAUAAUCGACAUGCUCUGCCUCAACCUGCCCAACGGCUCCAUCGCACCCAUCUACAACAAAGACAUCUUCAAAGUGCUCUCAGAGCACACAUCCUCUGCUUCUUCAUCCUCGGCAGCUAAAGCGUUUAGAUAUUCAGUGAGAGAGUCGCUGAAGGUGGGGAAGGCGGUUAGUGUGGAGACGGGGUUGCUAACGGGGUUCGAGGAGAGGAAGGGGACGGGCUGGUUUGGGGGCAAGGACGAGGGCAUGAGGAGGGUGGAGGAGAGGUAUGUUACGCAUUGGACGCCGUUGAAGGAUGAGGAGGGUCGGGUGAGGUGGGUUGUUUUGAGUAUUGCGCCGAAGAUUUAGAGGAGAGGGAGGGAGGCGUUUUGGGGUUUGUUGUGUUUGGAAAAGGUUUGGGAUGAUUUGAGCAGAGGGUGGGACAUUUGUUUGAUACCGGGUUCGGAUGAUGAUGCGGUAAUGUUGAUGAUAUAUGGUUGACGUUGUACGAGUACGCAUAUGUUGGAAGCUAUAUAUACAGCAG
Messenger RNA from Mollisia scopiformis, 2195 nucleotides. RefSeq lists its product as uncharacterized. The coding region runs from base 227 to 2020 and encodes 597 amino acids. The record is from RefSeq and is a predicted model, not a curated record. Gene Ontology annotation, cellular component: nucleus. The transcript has 3 exons. NCBI's taxonomy places the organism in Eukaryota, Fungi, Ascomycota, Leotiomycetes, Helotiales, Mollisiaceae.